CAUCAUCAUGGACCGAUGUUCGCCAAACCGUACCAGAAGAACUCGUGGAGUGCAUCCGGCACAAAAUUUGAGGCCUUCAAGAAAACUAUGUCAGUGUGUGAGCUAACAUCUGUUUCGUGGUGCAAGGACAUGUAAAUUGCUUGGCUGCACCUCAUACAAUUCGUGUAUAAAAGCCAGCGUACUUGACUCAGAAAACACCAACAAGUUUCAGCCAUGAAAUUCACUUCACUCACCACUGCAAUUGUUACUGCCGCAGCAAUGGCUGGCGUAGUUGUGGCAUCCACCAUCCCAAUCGCACCAGGCGCCCAAGUGGCCCCAGUUGGCCCACCCCCACCUGGCCCGCCCCCAUCCGGCUCGCCCCCCCCAGUUGGGACACCUGAGAAAGGGACCCCCGGGAAAGGGGACCCCAAGGAAGGGACACCUGAGAAAGGUGGACCCAAGAAAGGGACAGAGACACCUGAGAAAGGUGAACCCGAGAAAGGGACAGGGACACCUGAUGAGGGACCUGUAAAAGGGACCGCCCCGGUCGGAGCGCCUAGAAUUAAGAUAGAUGUAUUGCUUUUUUUCCAACCCGCUAGCUGGAAUACCCCCGACACAUCAGCUCGCUCAUUAAUGCGGAGUAAACUACGGGCUCUUCGAGAGCCACAAAUUCGGCAGCAACGCCGUCGGGUGAGAUACUCUCUGGACAUGCAAGAAGCUCAUCUGCAUCACGAGAUCCUGUACAAUCUCGAUAGUAAUGAUACCAACCUCUUCACGAGUGUGUAUGGUGAAUGUCCUGGAGUUCCGCCAGGUUCUGCCACCUCCCUUCACCUGAGUUUUUCCGUGGACCAGGCACAACUAGUUUUGCCAGACCGGUUGGCAGAACUCCUGAGUUCUACCAACAACACUAGGGGGAGAGCUAGAUUCAGAUCUGACUUGUGUGAUCGAAGUGAAGCUGAUAAUAACUCUGGAAAGUUCAAUGACUAG
Molecule: messenger RNA, 966 nt
Organism: Suillus subaureus
Lineage: Eukaryota; Fungi; Basidiomycota; Agaricomycetes; Boletales; Suillaceae
Exons: 7
Coding region: 214-966 (250 amino acids)
Source: RefSeq, a predicted model, not a curated record